This is a messenger RNA of Echinops telfairi (small Madagascar hedgehog), 1805 nucleotides long. RefSeq names its product WAS/WASL interacting protein family member 2 (gene WIPF2). The record is from RefSeq and is a predicted model, not a curated record. The transcript is spliced from 6 exons. The coding region runs from base 92 to 1279 and encodes 395 amino acids. Gene Ontology annotation, molecular function: actin binding. Lineage: Eukaryota; Metazoa; Chordata; Mammalia; Afrosoricida; Tenrecidae.
AGUAAUUCGCGGGAUGCUCUGGGUAUAUGAGUGACCUAAAGCUGCAAAUUAAAACAGAGAGAGAGCAGUGCCAACUGGGAGUAGGGCAAGGAUGCCAAUUCCUCCUCCCCCACCACCCCCACCUGGUCCUCCUCCACCUCCCACGUUUAAUCAGGCAAACACAGUGCAGCCCAAGCUAAGCAGAGAUGAGCAGCGGGGCAGAGGUGCCCUCUUACAGGACAUCUGCAAAGGGACCAAGCUGAAGAAGGUGACCAACAUUAAUGAUCGGAGUGCUCCCAUCCUUGAGAAGCCCAGAGGGAGCAGUGGCGGUCAUGUCUCUGGAGCAACUGCCCUGCAGCCCAAGGGAGCACUCUUCCACGGAGGAGUGCCGAAACUCAGACCAGUCGGAGCCAAGGACCUCUCAGAGAACCUAGCUGGUAAGCCAGCACUGCAAGCCCCCAGUUCCCGAGCGGCUGCCCCCAGGCCUCCAGGGUCUGCAGCCAGCGGCCGCCCUCAAGACGAUACAGACAGCAGCCGAGCCUCACUCCCAGAACUGCCCAGGAUGCAGAGACCCUCUUUGCCGGACCUCUCUCGGCCUAAUUCCACCAGCAGUCCUGGCAUGAAGCACAGCUCCUCCGCCCCUCCUCCACCACCCCCAGGGCGGCGUGCCAACGCACCCCCUACACCUCUGCCUAUGCACAGCGGUAAAACCCCUGCCUACAAUAGAGAGAAACCUUUGCCGCCGACACCUGGACAGAGGCUUCACCCUGGCCGAGAGGGACCUCCUGCUCCACCCCCAGUCAAACCACCUCCCUCCCCUGUGACUAUCAGAACAGGACCAAGCGGCCAGUCUCUGGCCCCGCCUCCACCACCUUACCGCCAGCCUCCUGGGGUCCCCAAUGGGCCCUCCAGUCCCACUAAUGGGUCAGCCCCUGAGCUGCCACAGAGACACAAUUCUUUGCAUAGGAAGACUCCAGGGCCCGUCCGAGGUCUAGCGCCUCCUCCACCCACCUCAGCCUCCCCCUCUCUACAGAGUAGUAGGCCACCUCCCCCAGCCCGAGAGCCUCCCAGUCGAGGAGCAGCUCCUCUACCCCCACCACCUAUGAUUCGCAAUGGUGCCAGGGAUGCCCCACCUCCCCCCCCACCAUACCGUGUGCAUGGCUCAGAGCCCCUGAAUCGAGGCAAACCUCCACCUCCGCCCUCAAGGACGCCAGCUGGGCCACCUCCACCUCCUCCACCACCCCUGAGGAAUGGCCACAGAGAUUCUAUUAGCACUGUCCGAUCUUUCUUGGGUGAGUAGCCAGCCGCGUAAGUCUCCUGGUUCCCAUGUUGAUUCACUCACUACAGUGGUCCAGGGCUUUUGCUUUGAAGAUAGGGCUUUGGAAUGUGAUUGAGCCACACGCAGAAAAUUGGAGUCACCUUUUCGAAGGGCUGCAGGAAGUGGAGGUGGGCUGUGACGUGGCUCUCCAGCUAUGUUGCUGAGCUGCCUGAGGGUAACCUGAGUCCCAAGGGAAUUAAUCUGGUCAGAUCUCUCACUACUGCAGACAAGUAUUCCUGUGCUAGGUUAAUUUCCACCAGUCUGAGGCCGUAGUUCAGUUGGCUUCCCUUGGUGACCCCUCUGAGAGGAGCGUGUUGUUGAGACACAGGCUUUGCACACAGCUGGGCUGCUUCCCCAUUCUGUACCUGAAUUUUGUGGGAAAGGGUUAAGCAGUUCAGUCGUGGGCAACAAAGUGAAACCCCAACGGACCCAAAUUUGUGAAUUGUGUGAACUGGACCAGGAAAAUGACAGGUUGGAGCCCAGCUAGAAUCUUCAUCUCCCUCUUAGA